Molecule: messenger RNA, 1545 nt
Organism: Alligator mississippiensis (American alligator)
Lineage: Eukaryota; Metazoa; Chordata; Crocodylia; Alligatoridae
Gene: DNPEP
Product: aspartyl aminopeptidase
Exons: 15
Coding region: 81-1496 (471 amino acids)
Biological process (GO): proteolysis
Molecular function (GO): aminopeptidase activity; zinc ion binding
Source: RefSeq, a predicted model, not a curated record
GGGGCGGGCUGCGGCGGGUCCCCCGGGCCGGCAGGGGGCGCUGCUGCCGGGGGGGCGGGGCGAGCGGAGCCGGCGGCGACAUGCAGGGCUCCAAGCUGGGGGUGCAGGCCGCGGCGCAGGAGCUGCUCAAGUUCAUCCACCGCGCCCCCUCCCCCUUCCACGUGGUGGCCGAGUGCCGGAGCCUCCUGCUGCAGAGCGGGUUCGAGGAGCUGAAGGAGGCCGAGCACUGGGACAUCCAGCCCCAGCGCAAGUACUUCCUGACACGGAACUACUCCACCCUCAUUGCCUUCGCCGUCGGGGGCCAGUACCAGCCGGGCAAUGGGUUCAGCCUCGUCGGGGCGCACACAGACAGCCCCUGCCUGCGGGUGAAGCGGCGGUCGCGGCGGGGCCAAGCGGGCACGGUGCAGGUGGGCGUGGAGACCUAUGGCGGAGGCAUAUGGAGCACCUGGUUCGACCGUGACCUGACCGUGGCUGGACGUGUUAUCGUCAAGGAUCCGGCCACGGGGCGCCUGGAGCAGCGGCUGGUGCGGGUGGAGCGGCCCGUGCUGCGCAUCCCCCACCUCGCCAUCCACCUGCAGCGCGGCAUGAACGAGAGCUUUGGGCCCAACACUGAGCACCACCUGAUCCCAAUCCUGGCCACCACUGUGCAGGAGGAGCUGGAGAAGGAGACGCUGGAGGCCGGAGCACCCUGCGCUGCCAGCAUCCAGGAGCGCCACGGCCCCGUGCUGCUGUCCCUGCUCUGCUCCCAGCUGGGUGUGAAGCCGGAGCAGAUCGUGGAGCUGGAGCUGUGCCUGGCGGACACGCAGCCCGGGACGUUGGGCGGCGCCUUUGACGAGUUCAUCUUCUCCCCGCGCCUGGACAAUCUGCACAGCUGCUACUGCGCCCUGCAGGCCCUGAUCGACUCGUGCACGGGGCCUGGGGCCCUGGCACAGGAGCCCAACGUGCGAAUGGUCGCGCUGUACGACAAUGAGGAGGUGGGGUCGGAGAGCGCGGCGGGCGCCGAGUCCCUGCUGACGGAGCUGGUGCUGCGGCGCGUGGCGGCCUCGCCCCAAAAUCCCACAGCCUUCGAGGAGGCCGUGGCCAAGUCCUACAUGAUCAGCGCCGACAUGGCCCAUGCCGUGCACCCCAACUACAUGGACAAGCACGAGGAGAACCACCGCCCGGCCUUCCACAAGGGCCCCGUGAUCAAGGUGAACAGCAACCAGCGCUACGCCUCCACUGCCGUGACCGAGGCCGUGAUCCGGGAGGUGGCCGGCCGCGUGGACGUGCCCCUGCAGGAGUUCAUGGUGAGGAACGACGUGCCGUGUGGCACCACCAUCGGGCCCAUCCUGUCCUCGCGCCUGGGGCUGCGCGUGCUGGACCUGGGCUGCCCGCAGCUGGCCAUGCACUCGGUGCGCGAGAUGACCUGCACCUCCGGUGUGCUGCAGAGCAUCGCCCUCUUCAAGGGCUUCUUUGAGCUGUUCCCGGCCGUGAACCGCAGCCUGGUCAUUGACUGAGGAGCUGGAGCUGGAGCCAGAGCGUUGCCAUUAAAGGGUGUGACCCAGA